AUGAGCGAUCCGCGCGAUUACAACGAUGCAGAGUCCGAAGAGGAAGAUGACUUCAAUCCCGUUCCCGCUGACAUGAGCGACGAUGACGCCAAGGGAGAUGCCGAAGGCGAUGAAGACGACGACAAUCAACACAGACAGACAACAAAGGCCCCCUCGCCUGCGCGCAAGAGACCCGCUGCUGCCGAUCACGACGACGAUGAAGACGAAGACGAGGAGGACGAUGACGGCGCCAACAAUGGCCCCGGAGGUGAUGACGAAGACGAGGAUGAGGAAGAAGAGGACGAAGAAGAUGAAAUACAGGGACAUCGCCGAAAGCGUCGCCGGGACAAGCGCAAUGCCUUCUUCGAUAUCGAAGCCGAAGUCGACGAUGAAGACGAGGCUGAGGACGACGAAGAGGCAGAAGCAGAAAACGAAGGCUUCAUUGAACAAGAAGAGCUCGGGGAUUUUGGCGAUGCCGGUCGGUUGGAAUCAGAUCGGCGACAUCGAGAGCUCGACCUGCAGCGCGACCGCAUGAACCAUGAAGACCUCCAGAAGGAAGCAGAAUCAUUCGUGCGGAAAUACGGUCAUAGACGCCAUGCUAGGGGCAUGGGCGACACCACUAUUGUUCCCCAGCGUUUACUGCUCCCAAGCGUCGACGAUCCCUCCAUCUGGGGUGUGCGCUGCAAGGAAGGAAAGGAGCGGGAAGUCGUCUACUCCAUAACGAAGCGCAUCCAUGAGAGGAUGGGCACAAAAGACGAACUGGGCAUCACGGCUGCCUUUGAACGCGGUGGCCCAAACUCCAUUUACAAGGGUAUAGUCUACGUCGAGGCAUAUCGACAGACCGAUAUCCUACAGGCUCUCGAUGGAAUGCUUAAUGUGUAUCCUCGAUCCAAGAUAAUCCUGGUCGACAUUAAAGAGAUGCCCGAUCUUUUACGCGUGCAAAAGACGCCUACGCUAGAACCUGGUGCAUGGGUACGACUCAAGCGGCCUAUGAAGUACGCAGGUGAUUUAGCCCAGGUCCAAGACAUCACAGAGAAUGGCCUGGAUGUAAAGGUGCGAUUCAUACCCAGAUUGGACUAUGGAGUGCGAGACGACACACUUGCGGGAAGUACUGCAGACGGCAAGCGGAAGCGUCCUAUUAUGGGCCCAAGACCCCCUCAGAAGCUAUUCAGUGAGGUUGAGGCCCGAAAGAGGAACCCUCGCAUUCUUACAGGCAACCCCCAAACUAAUGCCUGGUCAUUCGGCAACGAUUACUUUGAAGGCGGCUUCCAAGUCAAAGACAUCAAGAUUCAACACCUUACUGUCAAAGACGUUAACCCAAGCCUGGAAGAAGUAACGCGGUUUACUUCUGGAGGCGAGGACGGCGUCGAGAACAUCGAUCUCAAAUCACUUGCUGCCAGUCUCAAGGACAGUAACGCUACCACUACUUACCUUCCAAACGAUGUGGUUGAGGUAUACGAAGGCGAACAGAAGGGUGUUGUCGGCAAAGCUACACAAGUACAGGCCGACAUCGUUACUUUACAAGUCACAGAGGGCGAAUUGGUUGGGCAGACUAUCGAUGUGCCCACCAAGGGUCUACGCAAGCGAUUCCAGCUGGGUGAUCACGUCAAGGUGAUCGGAGGCAGCAGAUAUAGAGACGAACUGGGCAUGGUUGUCAAGAUUUCUGAGGAUCGCGUAACACUCCUCACCGAUCAAACAAAUACCGAAAUCACAGUCUUUAGCAAGGACCUAAGAGAGGCUAGCGAUAUUGCUGGCCAAGGUUCACUCGGCCAAUAUUCCCUCCUCGAUCUUGUCCAGUUGGAUCCUACUACAGUGGGCUGUAUUGUCAAGGUCGACCGCGAGUCGCUGGUGGUGCUGGAUCAGAAUGGCGAUACCCGACAGGUCAUGCCAUCCCAGAUCGCAAAUAAACUGCCCAAGAGAAAACUUGCCGUUGCUGCUGACCGCACGGGCUCUGAAAUCCGACCAGACGAUGUCGUAAAGGAGUACGGUGGCAUGGGCCGGCAAGGCAAGAUUGUUCAUAUUCACCGGAGCUACGUGUUCUGCCAUACACACCAAACAACAGAGAAUGCUGGUAUUUUUGUUUCUCGCGUAAGCAGCGUAUCAACCAUCUCUGCUAAGGGUGGUCGAAUCAACGCAGCGUCAUCAGGACCCGACUUGGAUUCAAUGAACCCUGCGAAGAAACUCAAUCCCACAGGACGAAAUGAUAUGCCACCUCCCCGACAAGUAUUUGGACGAGACAAACUCAUUGGUCAGACUGUUACGAUCCGCAAAGGUGGUUGGAAAGGUCUUUUGGGCCGCGUCAAGGAUACUACCGAUACUCACGCGCGGGUAGAAUUGCAUACGAAGAGCAAAGUCAUUAGCGUGCCUAAGACGGAUUUGAUGGUCAGAGACAGCGUCAGCGGCCGUGAGAUCAAGAACUACGAGAGCAGACGUCCAGGCGGACCUAACGGAACGCCCGCACGGCCACAAGAACGUGCUGCACCGGACUGGAACAGCGGAAGUCGUACCCCUGUUGUUACAUCAUCUGCUAGAACCCCAGCUUGGAAGACACCAUCAGGAGGAAUUGGUGGACGCACGCCCGCUUGGGGUAAGGGUGGCGAUGGUGGAAGAACGCCUGCAUGGGCCGAUGGAUCGAGAACUGUCAAUCCUUACGAUGGUAGCAGGACAGCAUACGGGUCGGGCGGCCGCACUCCGGCGUGGUCCUCGGGCGGCUCCAAGACACCUGCCCACGACUACGGGUCCAAAACACCAGCCUACGGCGGCAGCAAUGGUGAUUCAUGGGGUUCGAAAACUCCCUAUGGUGCUUCAGCAGCUACACCCGGUGCCAGCGGAAGCGAUUCAUGGGGCUACACACCUGGCGCAAGUGGAUCCUCCAGCGCAUACGAUGCACCGACUCCUGGCGCCAGUAUGUUGAGCGCACCCACUCCCGGUGCCCUCAACGCGCCGACGCCCGGCGCAUAUAACGCUCCUACACCUGGCGCGCCGACGCCAGGCGCCGGGUGGCAGAGCGGCUGGGGAACGGAAUCUGCGCCUACCCCUGCUGCCGCCGCGCCCACACCGGCUGCUAGUGGAGGUGGAUAUUAUGGCGCGCCGACGCCUGGGGCUUACGCUGCUGAUACACCUGGACCGAGAUACACUGAUGAUGACUAGAUGGGGGGGCUGUACUAUAUUACAUGACAGUGGUUAGGCGAUUCACGGUUAAGAUGACACCAGAAUACCUGAAGCAUAAAAGAGGUAGAUGGUAGGUUCGGGGAGCUCUUGAAGAGUUUUGCUGAGGGCAGAGAGGAUUCAAUAGAACGGUGCUGGAAUCUAAAAUGAGUUUUCCUGUGAUGCGAUGUGAUGUGAUAUAUUACCUAAUGAUAUAUUGUGAUAUGUUGAGGUAUGUCGUGGUGUGGUGUGGUGUGGUGUGGUGUGGUGUGAUCUGCGAUGCCAUUUGUGUAAGGUUAUAUGCUAUACUAUUCUUGUUUGCGCUAAGGUAGGUGAUGUGUUGUGCAGUAGGUAUUGUAGAGAUGGAUGGAUGGGUGUUAGGUUUUGGAUGCUGGUGUAUUGCUUAUGAGCUGAGGGAGGGAUAAAGGGAGGAAAGAAGAGGAGUGGGAGAAGAGUGAAUAGACCUGUGUGUAGAUAUAAAGAUGUCUGAUGUACCUAUAUAUUGUCUACUGCCUGUCGGUCUGUCUGUCUCCCUUCAAUGUUGAUAUGUAACUCUGGAGGAAUGUCAGGGUGUUUACAUGCGUCCUUUUCAGGAGUGAAUUAGAACCUGUAGGU
Molecule: messenger RNA, 3741 nt
Organism: Xylaria bambusicola
Lineage: Eukaryota; Fungi; Ascomycota; Sordariomycetes; Xylariales; Xylariaceae
Exons: 2
Coding region: 1-3129 (1042 amino acids)
Biological process (GO): regulation of transcription by RNA polymerase II; regulation of DNA-templated transcription elongation; transcription elongation by RNA polymerase II
Cellular component (GO): DSIF complex
Molecular function (GO): mRNA binding; protein binding
Source: RefSeq, a predicted model, not a curated record